AACCAUUUUUGUCCUUAAGUCAUUUUUCAUAUUCUAACUGUGGUAUUUCUAUAAUUGCCAUAAGAGAUCAACUCUACUUGGAACAUUGGCUCAUUUUAAAGCCACUAUUUUGACCAAGAUGGCGGUUCAACGCCUCCUCCAGGUGCGUACCAAUGACUCACCUGGAGGAGGGCUGGCAGUAAAACCGCCCCCCUUUGGCCUGUCAAGUUAUUUAAAAAACCCCUGCUGCUCCGAUUCCCUCUCCCUUCGCCCACCAUGAAGGUCUCAUGGGGUUUACUGGCACUGUUCCUGGGCGUGUUGGUGUGCCGCAUGGAGUCGCGGUGCUCGCCCACUUCCUACUACAAAAACUGCUGGAUUCGACACUUCCCGGGAAUCCUUAUCGACACAGAGGAGUCGGGUAAGAGAGGAGCGAGUCUCGUUAGGAGCUACCAGGAGGAGAGUGCGCUGAGGUGCAGUCGUAGCUGCUGCCUGACCACAAAUGCGUCUUGCAAUGUGGCCAUCUUUGAUUAUGAUGCAACACGAGACAACUGUUUACACCUUCACUGCCCAACCUUGGAGAGCUGCAUCAUCACACACAGAGACAAGGUGGUCCUCUACAACAUCACUAAGGGUACGGAUCCUGAUUUGCUGGUGUUCGGGAAGCACCUCAACUUUAACGUACGGGUGCUCCCGCAUCACUUCAGUCGAGUCAACGCUUCUGAGGUGCAGCCACCCUCGGACAAGCGGCAAUUCUUCCCCCUGCCGGCUCCCAUCACCGUUAAACCAGCGACCGCCACCGUCGAUGCUGCGGCAAAGGGACCUCCAACAGCAACCACGUCACCAUCAUCUUCAAGCACGUUCAGGACAACCUCCAUGGCUUCUCCUGGCGUUACCAUAACUCCAUCCAGCAGGACCGCCACGCCGCCUCCUACUUCUCUCGGCGCCGCUAGCGAGAAUCACACCUUCUCCACAUCCACAUUCCAGCCCCAAACGUCAGCCAGAGAGCACGGAAGCCCAACAGCAGGCGGUGAGGACGCCAUUGCAGGGUUAGCAGCAGGGCGGCGCAGCCUCCUGGUGGCUCUGCUGAGCUGUGUGGCGGUGCUGCUGCUGGGCUGCUGUUGCUGUGUGCAGCUGCUUGUGAGCUGGAGGAGGGGGGGGAUGAGGGGCUACCGGGUACCACAGAGAAGCGGGUCCAUGCGUCUCAUCAAGUACAGGGUGGUCAGAGAGAGCUCCUGA
This is a messenger RNA of Doryrhamphus excisus (bluestripe pipefish), 1215 nucleotides long. It is a transcript of the gene mansc4, whose product is annotated as MANSC domain containing 4. Gene Ontology annotation, biological process: extracellular matrix organization; epithelium development; epidermis development. Gene Ontology annotation, cellular component: plasma membrane. NCBI's taxonomy places the organism in Eukaryota, Metazoa, Chordata, Actinopteri, Syngnathiformes, Syngnathidae. The record is from RefSeq and is a predicted model, not a curated record. Gene Ontology annotation, molecular function: serine-type endopeptidase inhibitor activity.